GGAACUCUCUCGUCUGAAGAGAUAAGAAAGUGAGCGAGUAUUACGUGAUUGCACCGACAGACUGACAGGUGUAGGUAGAUUUAUUUGCAAAGAUGGUUGUGAGAACAUACAAUGAAGAGCUUAAAUACCUUGAGAAAAUUAGCAAUUGUUGCUGGAAAAUAAAGAAAGGAUUUGUGGAAAAUAUGAAUGUAGAGGGCGUAUUCUAUACAAGUGAGUCAUUGGAAAGACUUAUGUUUGAUGAACUAAAGCAGUCAUGUCGCACCCAAGGAUACGGUGGAUUCCUGCCAGGAAUGAAACAGAUCGGAAACGUGGCAGCUCUGCCGGGAAUUGUAGGGAAAUCUAUCGGGCUUCCUGAUGUCCAUUCUGGUUACGGGUUUGCAAUAGGAAACAUGGCUGCCUUUGACAUGAGUAAUCCUGAAUCAGUGGUCUCCCCUGGUGGGGUGGGGUUCGACAUCAACUGUGGAGUCCGCCUCAUUCGCACCAAUCUGUCUGAGAAGGACGUGGCCCCCGUCAAAGAACAACUUGCUCAGUGUAUGUUUGAUCACAUCCCUGUGGGCGUCGGGUCCAAGGGAAUCAUUCCCAUGACUGCACAGAAUUUAGAAGAGGCUUUAGAAAUGGGGAUGGACUGGUCUCUCAGGGAAGGAUAUGCCUGGGCAGAGGAUAAGGAACACUGUGAGGAGUACGGCAGAAUGUUACAGGCGGAUCCCUCUAAAGUCAGCAGCCGGGCCAAGAAACGGGGCCUCCCACAGCUGGGAACUCUGGGAGCUGGUAACCACUAUGCUGAGAUACAGGUAGUGGACGAGAUCUACAAUAAGUUUGCUGCUAAGAAGAUGGGUAUAGAGUCCAAGGGACAAGUGUGUGUAAUGAUUCACUGUGGAAGUCGAGGGCUGGGGCACCAGGUAGCAACAGAUGCAUUGGUUGCUAUGGAAAAGGCAAUGAAGCGUGACAAAAUCAAUGUGAAUGACCGACAGCUCGCCUGUGCUAGAAUUAACUCCCAGGAAGGACAAGACUACCUCAAAGGAAUGGCGGCAGCCGCUAAUUAUGCAUGGGUCAAUCGCUCAAGCAUGACUUUCCUCUGUCGACAGGCCUUUGCUAAGAUGUUUGACAGUACCCCAGAUGACCUUGACAUGUUUAUGAUUUAUGAUGUAUCACACAAUAUUGCGAAAGUGGAGGAACAUUUCGUGGAUGGCAAACAGAAGACUCUGCUGGUCCACAGGAAAGGUUCCACCCGCGCGUUCCCUCCCCACCACCCACUCAUUCCAGUGGACUACCAGCUGACUGGACAGCCUGUUCUGAUUGGAGGAACCAUGGGAACGUGUAGCUAUGUGUUGACUGGUACCCAGCAGGGGAUGGAAGAAACGUACGGCACCACAUGUCACGGAGCUGGACGUGCGUUGUCUCGAGCCAAGUCACGGAGGAAUCUCGACUACACAGAAGUUUUGUCUGCUUUGGAGGAAAAGGGGAUCAGUAUAAGAGUAGCCUCCCCUAAGUUGGUCAUGGAGGAGGCGCCAGAGUCCUACAAGAAUGUCACAGAUGUUGUGGACACAUGUCACAUGGCAGGAAUUAGUCGGAAGGCCAUUAAACUUCGUCCAAUCGCGGUUAUAAAGGGAUAACGAGGAGGCAUUGGAAGGCUGUACCAUACGAAUCUGGAAUAUUGGUGCAAUACGGCGUGAAAUUCGGAAAUGAAACUUUUUUCUCCUUAAUGAUCUUAAUUCCAUUGCUUUAUUUCACAUUGGAGAAAUUUCCAGAUAAGAAUUAUUGUAAUAUUUUUUUAGAAAUAUAUUGUUUUGACACUUGCUUAGAAAAGUUACACGGUUAGAAGCUUUGUUCUAAAUGAAUUCUGUGUUAUACAAGUAAAUAUACCACAUCCAUAGAAUUUCAAAAAUCUAACCUUUAAAACAAGAGCUAGAAACCUUUGUCAAGGAAAACAUACAUGUAUACACUUUUAACAUUUUUGAUUUAUUUUAAACAUCAUGGUAUUUUUCUUGUGAAACAUAUUCCUCUGGGUGGUUGGGUUUUUUUGUUUUUUGGUUGGUUUUUUUGUUUGUUUGUUUUUGUUUUUUGCUCCAAGUGCAUAAGUUGAAGUUCAGACAAUGUUAAUUUAUUUAAAGAUUUGUUUAGUAACUGUGACUUCAGGAUUCUUUCCACCGGUCAUGUGACACCAUGUAAUGAGUAUGUCUAUGUUGAAUCCGUAAUGUUUCCUUACAAAGUCCCUUCCCUUCCCGACUUUCUGAUGUGCCAAAUACCUGAUAUCCAUGUUUGUAAUUAUGUGCUCUACACGGACAGUACAGUGUAGGGUCGUGGGGUCUGGUUGUUUUUGUUUUUUGGUUGAGUGCUAAUUCUUGGCCAAGUUUGGCAAUAAGAUUCAAAUUGUUGAAAUUAUGGUUGUGUAAUUUCCAUAUUUACAACUUUCAGAAUUUGUUAAGUAAGAUGCAUCUAAAUUUACAACUACCUAAAAACUCGCAGUACAGUACAAUAUGUUGGUGUAAUUUGAAUGAAGAUUGCAAUAAGUCAUAUGUAUAAAUAUUUAAUAUUGAAUUUGAUUUAUCUCUCACUAUGCUCAAUGAACCUUUAAAACUGCACUACAGAACAUAAUAUGCUGUUUAUCUUGUUCUUGUGUUCUGAUCAAUAUUUGUAAUUUGAAUCUGAAGAAUCUGGUAUUUAAAGUGUAAAUGAAGGUGUGCGUUAUAUGGUAUGAGUAAGUAACAGUCGCUAUACAGAGUGGUACAAAUUGUGCAACUUUAAAAAGUGACGUAUUUUUAUGAAUGGACUACUAAUGUAGUAUAAUUAGGCAUUAACUGGAAGCAGAUUUCCAUGCUUUCCAUCACAUGUUAAAUGGAUGUAUUGAAUACAUAUUCUUAGACUGUUUCAAACAUGGCUAAACUGUUAAACUGUGAAUUGCAAAUACAGAUCUGAAAAUACAUGUAUAUUUCCUGCAACGUACAUCAAUUUCGAAACUUUUAAGUCAAAGGAUUGUGACGUAUUUAAUGAGGACAGUAUUCACAUGCACAUAUUUCUUGAUGUGUAUGUACAUGUACAAAUUCCUUCAUUUUGGCAUUUGUUUUACAUGUAUUUGUAAGGUUUAUAUAUGGUAAGAGUAUUAGAAAUAAACGAGAUAAGGUGUAGAAUUA
This is a messenger RNA of Ostrea edulis (European flat oyster), 3131 nucleotides long. Its product is annotated as RNA-splicing ligase RtcB homolog. The transcript has 14 exons. The record is from RefSeq and is a predicted model, not a curated record. Gene Ontology annotation, molecular function: RNA ligase (ATP) activity. Gene Ontology annotation, cellular component: nucleus; tRNA-splicing ligase complex. Bases 93 to 1613 code for a protein of 506 amino acids. Lineage: Eukaryota; Metazoa; Mollusca; Bivalvia; Ostreida; Ostreidae. Gene Ontology annotation, biological process: tRNA splicing, via endonucleolytic cleavage and ligation.